Adineta steineri is the source of this 681-nucleotide messenger RNA. The record is from the annotation of a GenBank genome assembly. NCBI's taxonomy places the organism in Eukaryota, Metazoa, Rotifera, Eurotatoria, Adinetida, Adinetidae.
AUGGAUGUAAGUAAUAAUCAACAAAGGAAACGAUUAUGGCGACAGCAUUUUCCAACUACACUUACUAUUCCAAUAUCAAUUGCUCAAAUGUUUCUUACUGCGAUUAUUAUCGGUUGUGAAAUUCCUGGCAUUUUUAUUAAUUUUCCACGAAUGAAUGCCUUUGUUGGAUUUUGGGUAUUUCCAUUUUUUAUCUUCGCAUCGAUAUCAUUAGCAAGUACAAGUUGUUGUUGUCGAACUCGUAGUUGUGGAGUAGCAACACUCAUUUUCCAAUGUUUUGCGAUACCGUUUGCCUUGUGUAUUGUCAGCUUUGAUGCUUAUUUCUUAACACAUCCUACUCAAUGCUUUUUUACAGAUAGUUGUGAUUAUUAUACUAGUGUUCUAGAUACAUCCACUUUAUAUAAUAUCAAAGUUAAGUUAAUCUGGACACAAUUGAUAGCUGGUGCUUUAAUGUUUAUUUCGAUUGUGUUCUCUAUUACUUUAUUUAUAGAAGCAAAUCAUCGAGUUAAAAAAGAUAACUCUUUAGAACAAAAAUUGCCUACAUCUGACACUGCUAUACCUACAGCAAAUCAAUACACCCUUGCUGAACCUGCUACUGCUACCAUGAAUUCAACAGUUCAACAUAAUUUAUCGUAUAACAAUACAAUUCUUAACUAUACAUUAGGCAAACAUCCUGCAAAAUAA